Messenger RNA from Rhizopus microsporus ATCC 52813, 1538 nucleotides. Its product is annotated as Sec34-domain-containing protein. NCBI's taxonomy places the organism in Eukaryota, Fungi, Mucoromycota, Mucoromycetes, Mucorales, Rhizopodaceae. The record is from RefSeq and is a predicted model, not a curated record. The coding region runs from base 112 to 1428 and encodes 438 amino acids. Gene Ontology annotation, cellular component: membrane; cis-Golgi network; COG complex. The transcript is spliced from 6 exons. Gene Ontology annotation, biological process: Golgi organization; intra-Golgi vesicle-mediated transport; intracellular protein transport.
UUACAAAAUUUAUAAUGCAAUUUGUACAUCCAUGCACGAUAUUUUUAAAUGAAACGGUAAUUCAAAUUUGACAAUAAUAGAGCGCAGAACAAAGUCCAGGCUUGGUUUAUUAUGAUUUCUUUGGAAGAAUGGGAAGAAAAGACAAAGCUGACAGAAGUACAGAAACAGGCUGUACAUGAUAUUCAAGAAGCUUGUUUAGACUUACCUCUUCCUUCGUCUUGGUAUUUUGAAAAGGUUUCUGCUGCAACUACUCCACCAUUGAUCAAAAAGACUCCUUCAACCGCAGACUUACUCGCAUCAGCCAAAGCAACAACAGAUGGUAUUGACACAUUGCAGUCCUUUUUUGAUUGGUUUGCCAAUAUUGAAAGUGAAAUGGAUCAAGAGGAUGUCUAUCGUGAUCAUCUUCAAAAAGUUCAACAUUACCGACAAGCAUGCAUCAUACUUCUUGAUCAUCUUCAGCAGACUCGUCUAGCAUUAGAAGUACUCGAAAAAGACUAUGCGUUUGUAUCAGAAAAGACAAGUACAGUGCAGGCAGCAUGUGAAUCAAUUCUCAAGGACCAAGAGAGGUUAACGCAUAUCGCAGACGAAUUAUCUCAGCGAUUGGACUACUUUAAUCACCUUGAGGUGGUAGCAAAGUUACUGAAUGCGCCUGGAGAGAACGUUUGCUUAGAUCCUGAAUUUAUACCCGCUCUCAGCAAGCUUGAUGAGUGUAUUGAAUACAUGAACCAGCAUCCUCAAUACAAGGAUGCCGAAUUGUAUUUUAUGCGAUUUAAACAGUACAUGACAAAAGCAAUGACGCUUAUCAAAAUGUAUGUUGUUUCAACCAUAAAAAGCUUAGGUCAAGAGAUUUCCAAACAGAACAAGGAUGCAUCUAUUACCAUAGGCAAACAGACGACAACAUGCUAUGUGAGAUUCAGAGUGAUCGCACCCACCGUCAAAUCGCUGACAAGCCAGAUUGAAAAGCGGGCUCAGGACUAUCAAUCUCUCUAUGACGAUAUCCUUUACACCUAUGCUCAAACACGACAGCAACUAAUUGUACCUAUCAUAACACGCAAACUGCAUGAAUCAUCAGAUAUGGAUUUACUUCAACUUGCAAAGAAUGGUUGUGCUUAUAUGAUGAACCUAUGCUCUGAUGAACUUGUGUUAUUUUAUAGUUUAUUUCAGCCAUCUUAUGAUAACCAGCUAUACCAAUAUUUAGAAACAUUAAUAAGUCAUUUUUAUAAUUUUAUUUGGCCAAGGAUUCAUCGUGAAAAUGAUACAACUGUGCUUUCAGAGUUAUGCAACAUAUUCUCUAUGUAUGUUAUGCAAGAUAAGCAACAUUAUGACGAGUAUGAAAACAAAAGACUAAAGUUUGGCAGUUUAAUACAUCGCUUGUUGAGUAAUACUCAAGCAAAAUUGGCAGCCAAGUCACCAAACACCGCACAAUAAGAAAUGCUAUUAAUCACUUAUAAUCAAAUCACUCUAUCAAAUAAAGAGUGUCCACUCAUCAUUCCAUGACAAGCAAACAAACAAGCAAAGAGAGAGACAGAGAGACAGAG